Messenger RNA from Aspergillus mulundensis, 495 nucleotides. Its product is annotated as GNAT family N-acetyltransferase. The record is from RefSeq and is a predicted model, not a curated record. The coding region runs from base 1 to 495 and encodes 164 amino acids. The transcript has a single exon. NCBI's taxonomy places the organism in Eukaryota, Fungi, Ascomycota, Eurotiomycetes, Eurotiales, Aspergillaceae. Gene Ontology annotation, molecular function: acyltransferase activity, transferring groups other than amino-acyl groups.
AUGGAAGACACCAAGUUCCGCAUUGUCCCAGCGCAAACAGCGGAGGACAUCGCUACAGCAAAAAGCCUGUUCACAGCCUAUGUCGAAUGGCUCAAUAUCGACCUUAGCUUCCAAAGCUUUCAGUCGGAAUUGGGCUCUUUGCCCGGCAAGUACGGCGCCCCUCAUGGAGAACUUCUGCUCGCCUAUAGCACAGACAAUAAACCACUAGGAUGUGUCGCUCUCCGUCCUCUUGACCAGCCGAGUCAAACUUGCGAAAUGAAGCGAUUAUACGUUCCCCCCCAGGCACGCGGUAUGGGCGUCGGAAAGGCCCUGGUGGCAGCGAUCGUACAACGCGCAAAGGACAUAAAAUACAAAGAGAUGAGGCUGGAUACACUCCCUUCGAGAAUGCAAGGCGCAAUCGGUGUGUAUUCCCGGGCGGGCUUUGUCGAAACACCACCCUACUACGAAACUCCCAUGGACGAAACCAUUUUCCUCGCGCUCGAUCUUACUCGAUGA